AUGAGCGUAGAUGAACCUGACGAAUCGGUCAAGAAUGAAGCCAUCCAUCUUCUCUUUCAUUCAGACGCUGGAGAUCUUACCGUGACAGGUCUUGAACUUGACGAGAGUCAUGGGAUUACGUAUCUCAUUUGGAUCGGUUUGCCAGAUGGAACGCUUACUUCUUUUCGUCGCCUCCCCAAAGUCCCUCAAACAAACCAAAUCUUGACCAAUGCCAAAUGUGCUAGCGAUACGGUAAGGGUGCUUCUUAGUCUUCCUUCUGUUUCUGAACCUAUGACCCACGCCAAGAUGUUCAAAGUCGUGUUAUCGUCCACCGACACCAGUCGUCCACAAGAAGAAAUGGAAUCUUGUUGGAUAAUCCCAGGGAUCAGAGAUGAAGAAAAAGUUCGUUUCGUUCUACCUGAUCCGAUGGCAGUGGCCACCACAUUGAAACACAGAGAAACUGGGCAAUUGGUCAAAACAAUGAUGGAGGAUUUGUCAAGUGGACUGGACUUGGAUCCGAAAGAGACUUACUUGCGAAUUUUGAGCCAGCUGAAUGAGGAAAGACAGGAAGUGUGGGACGAGGACAAAGAGCAGUAUGUAUCGGUAUUGUGUGCCGAGAACGUGGACGGGGAUGAGCUGCAUGAUAUUCCAACCGGUCAAGAUGAUAUCAAAUGGCUCUUUGCGUUGUCUGAUCCUCACACGGGAGUGGACGACUUGCCCGACGAUGAUGUGGUCGAGGGAGGCUCGGACGAUGAGAAGGACAGUGGUUAUGGCGGUGGAAUAUGA
Messenger RNA from Tremella mesenterica DSM 1558, 765 nucleotides. RefSeq lists its product as uncharacterized. The transcript has 2 exons. Lineage: Eukaryota; Fungi; Basidiomycota; Tremellomycetes; Tremellales; Tremellaceae. Bases 1 to 765 code for a protein of 254 amino acids. The record is from RefSeq and is a predicted model, not a curated record.